Molecule: messenger RNA, 546 nt
Organism: Maylandia zebra (zebra mbuna)
Lineage: Eukaryota; Metazoa; Chordata; Actinopteri; Cichliformes; Cichlidae
Source: RefSeq, a predicted model, not a curated record
CAGAGACUUUCAGGAUCAUUUAAACCUUAAAUUUAAUCUCAUGUAGUCAGGAUUUAAACUCAGGUUCAGUUAUUUCAAUAAAACCAUCCUGAGACAUUUAGAACAAUCGAAGCGUCGGAGUUGAAGAACACGGAAAUGUCUGCUGUGACUGCGUCGCUCUGCUCGACUUUGCUGUUUGUCGGCCUCUUCGUGUUUGUCUCUGCAGGCAAGGAGAUCAUCACAGCUGAGUCUGGACAGAAGAACGUCAGUCUCCCAUGUCGAACUCCAAACAACAUCACAAUCAGACUUGUAAAGUGGAGCAAAACUGGCCUGGAAAAAUAUGUCCUUUUGUACCGAGAUGAACACUUUGAUCCAGCCAACCAGCAUCCAUCUUUUAAGAACCGGGUGGAUCUGCAGGACAGACAGAUGAAGGAUGGAGACGUGUCUUUGAUUCUGAAGAAUGUGACGACUGCUGAUAGUGGAACAUACGAGUGUCGUGUCCUCAUGAGUGGAACAAAAAAUGCCCUCAGCAUCACCCUGAGUGUUGUUGAUCCUCCAGGUGAGUGA